AUGGCCAUACCUGAGCAUGAUAAUAUAUUUCUCUUUGUACCAAAUUUAAUUGGUUAUGCGCGUAUUGUUUUGGCUUUAAUAGCAUUUUGGUUUAUGUCCACCAAUUAUGUGAUCUCGGGUUGGUGUUAUGCAACUAGCGCUCUACUGGAUGCCGUGGACGGACAUGCGGCGCGCACCUUCAAUCAAAGUACUCGUUUCGGGGCCAUGUUAGAUCAGUUAACCGAUCGUUGCGGCACUAUGGGUCUCUUGGUGACUCUUAGUUACUUUUAUCCUAAAUAUAUGUUCUGGUUUCAACUUUCAAUGGCGAUUGAUGUAGCGUGCCAUUGGCUUUACAUGCAAACGAGCGUAGUGGUGGGUAAAAGUUCCCACAAGGCCACUGACCUUAAUGAAAACAUUGUUAUGCGAAUAUAUUAUCAAAAAGAUGUUUUAACAUUUAUGUGCUGUGUGAAUGAAAUGUUUUAUAUAUGCUUGUAUUUACUGCACUUUACUACAGGGCCACUAAUUUUGGGUUUUUCGGUGUUUAAACUGUUGGCGUAUCUUACUGCCCCGUUCGCUUUGUUGAAAUCUUUAAUAAGUUGUGUCCAUGCUUAUGUGGCCAGUCAGGACUUGGCGGCGGUGGACAAGCGUGAACGCCAGGAGAAACGAGCCAAAGAAGCCAGUAAGCGUUCAGAGUGAACAACAACACAUAUACAAAUUAAUAUAUACCUUAAGAAAAAUAUGAAAAAAUUCCACUCAUGUAUUUUAAGUAAAUUUUUGAUUUUUUAGAUGUCUAUGGUAGAAUGUUGUAUAACUGUAAUGUGUUAUAUUUAUUGUGCUUUUUCCACAACUUUUUUUUUUGUUUUAAUUUAACAUUACUUUUAUUUUAUUAUUAUUGUUUUUGAAUUUAUUUUAUACAUAAUUCUUAAGUUAUUUAAAGUUAUAAUUUCUAAGCGAACAAUGUUUUAAAAGAAAAGAUUAUGUAUCGUAUAAGGAAACUGUUAUAUGCAAUAAGUUUUUAAACUUAACAAAAGUAUUGUGUUACAUGAAAAGAAGGUAUGUUGUAAUUUGUUUAAUAUUACGCAGUUUAAAUGUACUACCAACAUACAAGAUCUAAUAUGUAUUGGAUAUGAAUGUAUAAAAUUAUAAAUAAAUGUUUAAAUUGCUAAAGAACUAAAA
Messenger RNA from Glossina fuscipes, 1155 nucleotides. It is a transcript of the gene Pis, whose product is annotated as CDP-diacylglycerol--inositol 3-phosphatidyltransferase. Gene Ontology annotation, molecular function: CDP-diacylglycerol-inositol 3-phosphatidyltransferase activity. The coding region runs from base 1 to 675 and encodes 224 amino acids. The record is from RefSeq and is a predicted model, not a curated record. Gene Ontology annotation, cellular component: Golgi apparatus; membrane. Lineage: Eukaryota; Metazoa; Arthropoda; Insecta; Diptera; Glossinidae. Gene Ontology annotation, biological process: phosphatidylinositol biosynthetic process. The transcript is spliced from 5 exons.